Molecule: messenger RNA, 3270 nt
Organism: Linum tenue
Lineage: Eukaryota; Viridiplantae; Streptophyta; Magnoliopsida; Malpighiales; Linaceae
Source: the annotation of a GenBank genome assembly
CCUCCUAGUGACAAAAAAAAAAAAAAAAGAAGAAGAAAGAAAUUCGGUGAUCCUUCUUCAGACAGCAAUGUAUGAAUCUGGUCUGCCCACAGAAUUUCAUGUCACAGUGGGGACUCCAACGAGAUUGGUAACCAACACACGCGAAUAAGAGAGAGUACAGAGACCUUCUUCCAUUAUUUAGUAAGUUUCAGUUUUCUAAGGGUUCCUCUUGUACUGUUGACUGUUGUAUCUCCGCUCCGUUCUUUCUUUCAGUCACCUUUCAACAGAAGCAGGUUUCCAGUUUGUUUAUUUCGGGGGUCGCCCAUCAGUUUAAUCUGCAUAAUCUUGACGCCUUUUCUGCAUCUGCAUCUAAAUCGGGUCGUUUGGUAUCCUGGCUUGUGGAGGUGUUUGAUUAUUCGAUUCGAUGGCGGCAAUACUAGCUUCACACAGUUGCUAUUGCCGCGAUGGGGAUUCGAUGAAUCAAGGCAGCAGGAUCUUGGAGAACUUCAGCUUCUCCAGUUCAGUUGCCACCUCAUUUCCAGCGUUAGUUGACAGCCGUGAUUAUCAGUCCCGAAAUUCGAGGUUGCUUCAAGUGCGAAUGACACAGACUGAAUCAUCCCCGGCCUCGAAGCUAGGCCCUAAUGGUCGGCGACCUCCUGUGAAAAUGGUGCCGGUGAAUGAUGUGGUUAAAAGAAGGGCGGCACCAAAUGGAAGUGCAAAAGUAGAUGUGGUAGUGAAUGGUAAAAAACAGGUCAUCAAUGGAAGUACCUCGAGCAUAGUUAAGAAAACCCCUAGUGCUUCUUCAAUAGUACCAAGAUACGCGAAGAGGGAGAACGAGAAGCUUCCGCCUCUCAAUCUAAAGGAUCUCCCUACAGACGAAGGAUUCAGCUGGGCGAAUGAGAACUACAACAAUGUGCAGAGGAACAUCGAUGUUUGGUCAUUCUUCAUCGCAUUUCGACUGCGUAUCAUGUUUGACAAUGCUAAGUGGGCUUAUUUCGGAAGUUUCAGUGAAGAUCAGCAGAAAUUAAGGAGGAAGAACACUGCCGCGUGGCUAAGGGAGAAAGUAUUGCAAUUAGGUCCCACGUUUAUAAAGCUUGGACAGCUAUCCUCAACGAGAUCGGACCUUUUCCCCAGGGAGUUUGUCGAUGAGCUUGCCAAGUUGCAGGAUCGAGUGCCUGCAUUCCCACCAAAGAAAGCGAGAAACUUUGUCGAACGAGAACUCGGAGCCCCUAUAGACGUGCUGUUCAAAGAGUUUGAGGACAGGCCUAUUGCUGCCGCUAGUCUUGGUCAGGUGUUUGUUUUAUGUUCAUUGCCUUCAUUUGGGCAGCAAUUGCAGAAAGCCUGCUUGCGACAUUCGUAGCUAUAUGUGCUAGUACUACAUUGUUUUGUGAUUUGAAGUCAAUGAGAACAUAUCAAGCCUCCGAUUAUAGACUGCUAUUAUAGUGGGGUCUCGUGAUAUGAUUGUACCUCUGGUGAAUUUGGAUGCUGACUGUAUAUCCAUGCCGUCUUUUAGGUGCAUAGAGCCAUCCUGCAUAACGGAGAGAAAGUCGUCAUCAAAGUUCAAAGGCCUGGGCUCAAGAGGCUGUUUGACAUUGACCUAAAUAAUAUGAAGAUAGUUGCAGAAUACUUGCAGAGAAGUGAGUCUUUUGGUGGUCCAACCAAAGAUUGGGUUGGCAUCUAUGAGGAAUGUGCCAAGAUUUUGUACCAGGAGAUUGAUUACAUUAAUGAAGGAAAAAAUGCUGAUAGAUUCCGCCGAGAUUUUAGGAAUGUGAAGUGGGUCCGAGUACCUAUGGUAUUCUGGGAUUACACAGCCAUGAAGGUUUUGACCUUGGAAUAUGUGCCAGGUGUUAAGAUAAACGAGUUGGAUCAGCUAGAUUCAAGGGGAUUCAGCCGUUCCCAGAUCUCCUCACGAGCCAUUGAGGCAUACUUGAUUCAGAUUCUGAGAACCGGUUUUUUCCAUGCGGAUCCUCAUCCUGGGAAUCUUGCAGUCGACACCGAUCAAGCUCUCAUCUAUUAUGACUUUGGCAUGAUGGGUGAGAUCAAGCCUUUUACCCGGGAAAGGUUGCUCGAACUUUUCUAUGCUGUUUAUGAGAAAGAUGCCAGAAAGGUUAUGCAGUGUCUGAUCGAUCUUGGAGCGCUUCAGCCCACUGGAGACCUGUCUUCGGUUAGGAGAUCUGUUCAGUUUUUCUUGGACAAUUUGUUGGGCCAGACACCUGAUCAGCAGCAGACUUUAUCAGCCAUUGGAGAGGAUUUGUUUUCAAUAGCUCAAGAUCAACCAUUUCGGUUCCCAUCAACAUUCACAUUCGUCAUAAGGGCAUUCUCAACACUUGAAGGCAUAGGAUACAUUCUCGACCCAGAUUUCUCGUUUGUGAAGAUUGCUGCACCUUAUGCUCAAGAGCUUUUGGAUAUCAGACAAAAGCAACGGCCAGGCACACAACUAGUAGAACAGAUAAGGAAACAAGCGAACGAUGCAAGAAGUUCUACAAUGUCCAUGCCGUACAGAGUCCAGAGGAUAGAAGAGUUCGUGCAGCAACUCGAAUCGGGAGACUUGAAACUUCGCGUCCGGGUUCUAGAGGUAAUCUUGAAUUUGGAUGAAUGAGAUGGUUGUGGAGUCGAACGAUUAGUCAUAUUUUCGCUAUUUCAAAUAACAUGAUGAAGAAGUUUCAUUGAGGAAUAUCCAGAAGCCGGUUCUGGGAAUCUAGCUGAUUCUGUGACAGGAAUGAUUGUUAAGUAUCAAAUCAAUCUUUGUUUUGGUGGUGGGUAUUUGGCAGUCUGAAAGAGCGGCGAGGAAAGCAACCAUAUUGCAGAUGGCAACAAUGUACACAGUGUUAGGAGGCACCCUUGUGAACCUUGGGGUGACGUUCGGGAGUCAGGGAAGCCAACUUGUUGCCAAUGGGUCAUUUGUAGGCGCAGGAGUAUUCUUAGCAUUGCUUCUAAGGUCGAUGCAGAGGGUGAAAAAGCUGGACAAAUUUGAGAAGAUGAUAUAAGCAAGACAGAGAACUGGCUGGAACCAGGAUGCAUUGCUCUCAGUCUUCUUCUUCUGUAUUUACUCUUUCUCUCACAAUCCUACCAGCAUUCAUCACAUCAAGAACCAAGAUGAUGAUUCACCAACACAUUAGAAUGAUAUAUAUAGGGGAAACACAAAAUUGUACAUGAAUGUCAUGGAAACACUUUUCUUUUACUCUUACAUCUUCUUUCCAUGGUUUAGCGGUUUAUGAUUAGUAUAUCUGUAUUACACAAUAAUAAUAAGAUAAUUGUUGUUCAUCAUAAAACUCUACUCUUUAUCGUGAA